CGGGGUGACAGGAUCGUGGCUCUGGUGGUGGCAGAGGGCGUGGCAGGAGGGGUCGGGUUCCGGACAUAGUGUUAAGGUGAAGUCGUCAGGAUUUACUGCCUGGCCUGGCUGUGGGGUGUGCGAGAAAGGGCAGGGUCAGGGCCCAGUCCUUUGGACGAGGAGCAGCCGGGAGGAUGGUGCCUCUGGAAGGAGGCGGCUUGGGGACUUCUGGAGCGCAGGCUGCCCGUGUGGAGUGGGAGCCGUCUGUUGGACGUGGUGGCGGUGUGUGCAGUCUGGAGCCCUGGGAAGGUGGGAAACCCAGAGUGGCAGGUCCAAAGAGCCCACCUCAAGAAUUAAAACUACAAAGAAAAUCUGAUGCGACCUCUCCAGAUUGUCCCGAGCCAACUGUUUUCCCAGCUGUGCUGUGGCCUGAAGCCUCCAGCCCCCACACACACCCAGAUUUGCCUGACAAUGACUCGUCCAAGUUCAAGUAUGGCAGAUUUUCGCAAGCUUUUUGCAAAGGCAAAGCAUAUAGUCGUCAUUUCAGGAGCUGGUGUUAGUGCCGAAAGCGGAGUUCCGACGUUCAGAGGAGCCGGAGGUUACUGGAGAAAAUGGCAGGCUCAGGACCUGGCGACCCCACAGGCCUUUGCCCACAACCCGUCCCGGGUGUGGGAGUUCUACCACUACCGGCGCGAGGUCAUGCAGAGCAAGGAGCCCAAUGCUGGGCACCUCGCCAUCGCUGAGUGCGAGGCCCGGCUGAGCAGACAGGGCCGACGGGUCAUGGUCAUCACCCAGAACAUAGAUGAGCUGCACCAAAAGGCUGGCACCAAGAACCUUCUGGAAAUCCAUGGUAGCUUAUUUAAAACUCGAUGCACCUCGUGCGGAAUUGUGGCUGAGAAUUACAGGAGUCCAAUUUGUCCAGCGUUAUCAGGAAAAGGUGCUCCAGAACCUGAAACAAAAGAUGCCAGUAUCCCAGUUGAGAAACUUCCCCGAUGUGAAGAGGCUGGGUGUGGGGGCUUGCUGCGACCUCACGUCGUGUGGUUUGGAGAAAACCUAGAUCCUGCCAUUCUGGAGGAGGUUGACAGAGAGCUCGCCCUCUGUGACUUAUGUCUAGUGGUGGGCACUUCUUCUGUGGUGUACCCGGCCGCCAUGUUUGCCCCCCAGGUGUCUGCCAGGGGAGUGCCCGUGGCCGAGUUUAACACGGAGACCACCCCAGCCACGAACAGAUUCAGGUACAGGGACACCCUGGUGGGAGAUGGGAAGUGGAGGGCAGGUUUGGAUGUGGUCAUCUCAACAGAGUUUACCUACUGUUCUAAUUUAAACAAAAAAAACAAAGAUACAAUGUUUGUUUUCUUGUUUGGUCUGUAGUUGCUUUUAACGGAAGAACAAAAAAAUCAUUAACUAUAGACUGAGGUAACUAUUAAUACACCUUUUUAUGUGAGAUUUGCCAUAGGGCUUUUGUUUCUUCACAUUUUGAGAACACUUCUUUAAUUCUUUAGGCUUUGCUCUUCAUUUGUAUUUUUGAACUAGAUUUAGUCCUGGCCUUUACAUGUAGGUUGCCCUGGGAGAGGCCCACACAGACCCUCGUCACCCGCUGUUCUCAUGGUGGGGCCCCCUGGGAAAGUUCCUCCUUUGUCUACUUGCCAAGAAUAUUGUAUUUGUGGCCAUAUGAUGACGCUGAUCCUGUUUCUCAAGUUUGUGUGGAAAGUAUAGAUAUCAUAGUAUGCAUUUUUAGUCUCAUUCCAGGUUCCAUUUUAUGUCUUCACCUUUGUUUUGCUUUUUUCCCCUCACUUCACUUUUUUUGCCUUCACUUUUAUCAGUCUGCUUAAUUCCUUCCUAGAAUAAGAUAGAAUAUAAAUAAGUAA
Molecule: messenger RNA, 1844 nt
Organism: Lemur catta (Ring-tailed lemur)
Lineage: Eukaryota; Metazoa; Chordata; Mammalia; Primates; Lemuridae
Gene: SIRT5
Product: sirtuin 5
Exons: 8
Coding region: 355-1347 (330 amino acids)
Molecular function (GO): protein-succinyllysine desuccinylase activity; NAD+ binding; protein-malonyllysine demalonylase activity
Source: RefSeq, a predicted model, not a curated record